Oncorhynchus tshawytscha (Chinook salmon) is the source of this 1706-nucleotide messenger RNA. RefSeq names its product interferon-induced protein with tetratricopeptide repeats 1-like. The transcript has 2 exons. The record is from RefSeq and is a predicted model, not a curated record. Gene Ontology annotation, cellular component: cytosol. The coding region runs from base 363 to 1706 and encodes 447 amino acids. Gene Ontology annotation, biological process: defense response to virus. Gene Ontology annotation, molecular function: protein binding. Lineage: Eukaryota; Metazoa; Chordata; Actinopteri; Salmoniformes; Salmonidae.
GUUUGCUAGGAGAACGAUACCUGCCCGAAUGCAUAAUGCCAGCUGUGAAUUAGGUGGAGGAGGAAUAAUGAUCUGGGGCUGUUUUUCAUUGCUCGGGCCAGGCCCCUUAAUUCAAGUGAAGGGAAAUCUUAAGGAAACAGCAUACAAUGACAUUCUAGACGAUUCUGUGCUUCCAACUUUGUGGCAAAAGGCCCUUUCACGUUUCAACAUGAGUCUUGUGGAGCACACACCCAUUUGCUUUAGUCUCUAUUUGUUAGAAACGAAACUAUGACAAUAACCACAUAACCCGCCCAUUGGAAGGUAACAAUGUGGUCCAUAUCUAAUCAGACAGUCAUUUGCUCUUGAAACUCAGAGACGACAAGAUGGCUAUCUCUUGUCCAACUAAGAGAAUGGCUCAGAACUCCUUGAAAAUUAAGCUGCAGGAUUUAGAAUGCCACUUCACCUGGAAGCUGGACUGCAGCAGAUCUAAACUAGAAAGUCUCAGAGAAACCCUGAUAGAUAUCAUCAGCAGCGAGGGGGUUCAAUGUUCCUGGACGGGUCAACUGUACAACUUCCUGGCUUACCUACACCACACUUUGGGCUCCAGAGAGGACGCUCUUCAAUACCUGAAGAAGGCUGAAGAGGCCAUUCGCCUAAACAGCCCAGACGACGUGGAGCUAAGUCUGGUGGUCCACUAUGGGAACUUGGCCUGGGUGCACUAUCACCAAGGGGAGCUGACAGAGAGCCAGACCUAUGUGGAGAAGGUGGGGAGACUACUGAAGGACAACCCCUCAACCUGCCCAGGUGUAGUGUGGGGAGAAAGGGCCUGGACUUUGAAUAAGUUUGAUGUAAGCAAGAAGGCAGAAGCACUACAUUGCUUCUGGAUGGCUUUAAAGGGGGACCCUGAGAACAAGGUGCUGCGAUGCGGCUACGCCAUGGCGUUUAAUAAAUCUGUUGAAAAUAAAGACAUUACCCCGAAGCUGCGAUCUGAGAUGUUGGAGCACCUACGGAUUGCUAGAGAAUUGGAUCCAGAAGAUUUGUACAUCACAGUGAUGUACCUGCAGAGGCUUGCAGAGAGCGGCCAGGUUGAGGAAGCACGUAAACUUGCAGAGGAAGUGAUAGAGAAGCCUUUGGACAGCUUUGGUGGAUUUGGAAUCUUGCUAUCAUUUUUCAGAGAAUACGUCUCUCAUGAUUCAAGCAUUGACCUGGUAAGAAGGACCCUGGAGAGACACCCUGAUUCACGCCAGCUGAAGAAGCAUCUUGCACAGUGUUACAAGUGGAAGAUUUUCUCUCAAGAAGAGAAAAGGAACUCAAUGAGGCAUAUUCUGAUUGAAAAUGCAGUCAACCUUUAUGAAGAGGUGGUCACACUCUACCCAAAAUCCCUUGCAAUAAAACUGGGACUGUCUGCCAUGUACAAAGAAUCUGGCAGAGUUGAUAGAGCAGAUAAGAUUUUUGAGGACCUGCUUCUUGAUAGGGAAGGAAUGGAACCACAGGAUUUACAAAAAUUUUACAACUGGUAUGCCCAACAUCUGUUUUAUGCAAAACACGAUGCUUCCAGGUCAAUUAAUUUCCACAAGAAGGCAGCAGAAAUUAUGCUACCCACUGACCAACGUGAUAGCAGUAUUCAUGUUCUGUUGUCCAUUGUCCGUAAUGGAGGUGACAGAGCGAAGGAAAUUGUGAACUUUCUGGAUGGCCUUGAUGGAGAAGGUGCUGUCGGCAAAUUCUAA